AUGAGUAUCAGUCCAGAGAAAUUGCCGACAACUCUGACGAUGAGAAGAAAAUUAGAAGCACUGAAAACCGAGCCCUUAGGCAGCAAAGACAAGCCCAGAACAAGCGUUUCCACCCGUAUGGCUCCUACAGAGCUUCUACAUCGACAGCAGCGGCAGGCUCAGCAGCCCAGCUUACUUCUGGUUCUUCCUCUACUGCUACAUCUCAGCCAUAUACAUAUCAGCAGCAGCCCUUUCGUGGCAAACUCACAAGGCGUCAACCACAGCCCAGUGACGUAUGCUUCAACUGUUUUUCCACUGGACACUGGAAAACCAACUGCCCCCAAAACAAGUCACAAAGUCAAUGAUAAGUACACAGUUCCGGAUAGACGAAUCGAUGAUGCUAUCUGUUGUCUACAGAAAACUAUCACUCAUUUUCCCGAUGUAACAGCGAGGGAACUUGCAAGAGUAGUGGGGAAGAUCAUUUCUAUGACUCCAGUAAUGGAUAUAUUUAAAGUGGGCAGAUGGACGGGAACUAAUUGUGGAUUACAGGAUCAUCGUCUAGCGGAACUUGAGUCUGAACUACCCAGAUAUUGUGUAACAUCUAAGGCCUUUGCAUUCAGCAAAACAGUACAGAGACUUGAAGCCUUUCGUGCAAAAAUGUUUGAAUGGGAUAUAUUUGGAGAGGAUUCAGCUGCAUGGGAGUCAAGAGAUCCAGCUGACGAGAUUCAUGACAUCGGAGAGGGAAGUAAUGAGGCCAAAGAUGAAUCAAGACAG
Molecule: messenger RNA, 753 nt
Organism: Saccostrea cuccullata (small rock oyster)
Lineage: Eukaryota; Metazoa; Mollusca; Bivalvia; Ostreida; Ostreidae
Exons: 6
Source: RefSeq, a predicted model, not a curated record